Oncorhynchus gorbuscha (pink salmon) is the source of this 3541-nucleotide messenger RNA. Its product is annotated as ribonuclease ZC3H12A-like. Gene Ontology annotation, cellular component: nucleus; cytoplasmic ribonucleoprotein granule. Gene Ontology annotation, molecular function: mRNA binding; RNA endonuclease activity; metal ion binding. Gene Ontology annotation, biological process: 3'-UTR-mediated mRNA destabilization; nuclear-transcribed mRNA catabolic process, RNase MRP-dependent. The record is from RefSeq and is a predicted model, not a curated record. The transcript has 7 exons. The coding region runs from base 475 to 2538 and encodes 687 amino acids. Lineage: Eukaryota; Metazoa; Chordata; Actinopteri; Salmoniformes; Salmonidae.
AUUUUAUGGAGGCAGCACCCUCAGCACCACUACUUACUGCUGCUAUACCUACAGGUACAACAUGUCCAUAAUUUUGAUUUAGAAAUCAGACUUUACCUUAACAGGGCAGGGUUAGUUUCAGUUUCAGUUUCAGAAAUUCAAGAAUUAAAUUUGACUUCUAGGCUAGGACUAGGAAAAUGUAGCUCUACAAGGAGCGUAGGCUAUAAUUUGAAGGCGACUUGGGAGGACUUUAACAUUUUGGGCCCGUGGCCGCACAGGAAUAAAGGAAGGACACUUUUGAGUACGAGCGAGGGAGGUGCUGCGUUUGCGAAGUCAUAGCCAUAGCGUAAAUCAGAAAUGCUAAACGUAUGGUCGAGGUAAAAAUGGAUCACCACGAAGAGGAACACGAAUUGAAAGUUAAGGCAACAGUAUCAACAUGACAAAUAGGUCAUAACCCUCCCAUGCUGUACAAGAAAGCCCAGACAGUAAUAGAGCAUGGACCAGGCCUUUCCCAGCCUCCAGACCCCAGCCACUAGUCCAUUUGAACCCAACACAGGAGAGCUCCAGCUCAGGGUGGACUUCUUCAGAAAGUUGGGCUACUCCCCCAUGGAAGUUCGGUCCGCCCUGCUUAAGCUAGGCCUGAGUACAGACACCAACUCUGUACUGGGGGAGCUGGUCCGCAGUGGAGCCAGCACUAGUACUUCUAACUCAACCAUCCCUGAGAGUGGUGACGACACUACUGGCCCCACAAGCCACACAUGCUCCAGCAUGGCCUCCUCUAGGAACCAUGGCCCCAAGAGAGACAGACCAGUCGCAUUACUGGAAGACAGGCGGGACACAGACAGUGAACUGAAACCUAUCGUUAUUGACGGCAGCAAUGUGGCCAUGAGUCAUGGUAACAAACAAGUGUUCUCCUGUAGGGGAAUUGAGUUGGCAGUGAUCUAUUUCCUGGAUAGAGGUCACUCAACGGUCAUUGUGUUUGUGCCCUCAUGGCGCAAGGAGCAGCCCAGGCCUGAUGUCCCCAUCACAGACCAACACAUUCUAAUGGAGCUAGAGAAGAAGAAGAUAGUCGUCUUCACUCCCUCGAGACGCGUCGGUGGUAAACGGGUGGUCUGCUACGACGACCGUUUUAUUGUGAAGCAUGCCUACGAGUCGGAUGGUGUGAUCGUGUCCAACGACACCUAUAGGGACCUGCAGGGAGAGCGUCCGGAGUGGAAGCGUUGUAUCGAGGAGAGGCUGCUUAUGUACUCUUUCGUCAAUGACAAAUUCAUGCCCCCAGAUGACCCGCUUGGUCGUCAUGGUCCCAGUCUGGAGAACUUCCUUCGGAAGAAGCCUCUGCUGCCAGAACACAAGCGCCAACUCUGUCCUUAUGGUAAAAAGUGCACCUACGGCGUGAAGUGUAAGUUCUACCACCCUGAGCGCACUCACCAAUCCCACUCCUCGUUGGCUGACGAGCUCAGGGAGAAGGCAAGGCUCUCCUCGGAAAAAGAGGACCGGAAUCCCAUGAUGUCACACCUGAGGGGCCCCCAGGCCGACCCGGGAUCCUUUCCCUCCUAUUCUCUGGAGAAUGACCUGGAGCACAGGUUGACAUUAGAGCACCGCGGUUCCCUGAGGGAGGGUCCCAAGAGCCAGGUAACUGAGAACAUGUUGCUAUUCUGGGAUAGGCCACGCUCCAGUAGGAAUCAGCAGGCCCGCAGCCCCACAGCAGUAGGCCAAGGACAGAUGGACUGGCCCAGUAUGCUCUCCCCCUCCACUACUACUGACCUCCCCUAUGCCAGCAUCUCCCAUGAGUGCCUGGACUCUGGUUUUGGCUCCUAUGAGAGCCAGAGCCAGUACUCGGAUGUGUCCCAAGGCCACAGCAAGGCCUUCAGGCUCAGGCAGCAGCAGGGCUUCCCCUCUGGUUCCAGACAUCCAGGCAUACAUCCAGAGAGGCUGGCCCAGGACAGCCCCCAGCCCUGCAGGUGUUUCCAUUUGUCUCCCUCCUCAGGUCCCCAGCAGCAGCACCACAGCAACCCACACCUCGAGUCCCACUCCCAAUCCCAGCUGAGAUAUGACACCUACUCGCCUCCUCUGUUCCCACCCAACAUGCACCACUACAGUCUCCCCUGCAACUUCCAGCAAGACGGGGUGGGGGCACACCAUUUCCACCCCCAUCAGCACCCCCAGAAGUACUGGUCAGACCCCUUCCAUGGCGGGGUCCCCCAGGCUAGGGCAUCCUGUAGCCUCCCCCCCCCGGCCCCCACCCUACCCCGCAUGGAGCCCCCCCACUCAUGCUCCUCUUACAGGAAUCAGCAGGAACACGACUCCUGGGCCCAGCCACCUCCACCUUCUGCCUUUGACACAGAGAGACAGGAGCUCCGUAAGAAACUGCAGGCCAUUUUCAACCCCCACCAGGUGGAUACGGUCAUGGAGAUGUUUCCUCACCUGAUGGACGCCCAGAAGCUGGCUGCAGAGAUCCUCAACCUCAAAUCUCAGAGAGUGUGGAAUGCAAUGGUAUACCUUUUUCCGUGUAUAAAGCUACGCCCAAAGAGCCACAACCACUAUCCAGUAUCCUUUUAACCAAGAGUAUAUGUGGAAGAAGCUGCCAAAGAACUGAAUGAAUGUUUUAGAAGCACUUUUUCAUUGAUCCAAAUGUUCUAAUUCCCUCAUAGACCAGAAUGUGACUUUUUCAGCAAGAUUGAUGUAUAAAAAUAUGUGUACUGUAAUAUGGCUUGUGAGGGUCUCUUGUAUCACCAAAGACUGGGUAAACCCAAUAGAUAUUUUAAAGUAACUGUCCAGUGUUUCCCGAUUUCCAUGAAAUAUGACCAAUAAUUAAUUACAAUACAGUAUGAGUGAAAUGGUUUUCCUUCCAAAAUGUUUUAAGUAGGUUCAAAAGCAGCUUUUCUGUGUUGGAAUGGUGUGGGCGUACCCCAACAGAAUGGUGUGAGCGUAUAUCGUUUUUAUAUUUUUUAAUAUUCAUGCGAAUAGACUGCUGAUUGGCUAUCUCAAGCUCCUCAGGAGGAUGACAACAUCCUCUGAGGAAAUAUUUUAUAAAAUGCUUGCUGUUUGUUUGAGUUUAAGGGUAUUUUUUAAUGGUUUCUCCAAUUUAUGCUUUGACCACAUACGAGUAUAAUAUGAGUCAUCAACAUUAUUUGGGUAUGAGUUAACAGAAUAUUCACUUUUUUUUAAAGUGAGAUUUCCACUGGACAAUUACUUUAACAAUGUUUCUAUAUUAGUUGUUGGCUAUCCACUUUAUAUAUAUUUAAGUGCCUAAACAUGUCAAAUGUAUAAUUCAAUUAUCAUGGACAUUUGGAGUAGAGUUCUUGGUCUAAACAAAUUGUUUAACGUUUUAUUUUUUAUUUUAAACUGUUUAUUUUACAGCACGGUAAGUACUAGCUAGGUAUUUAAAGUCAGAAUGUUGUUAUUAUUAUGAAGCUGGUGGUACCAAGAGAUAGCAUAUCUGUCAUGUUUUGUCUUAUAUUGUCUUGUCUUUUUGCUUUCCCUUCUGUUCGUUUCCCCCUGCUGGUCUUAUUAGGUUCGUUCCCUUUUUCUAUCCCUCUCUCUCUCCCUCCCUCUCUCUCCU